Molecule: messenger RNA, 1644 nt
Organism: Labrus mixtus (cuckoo wrasse)
Lineage: Eukaryota; Metazoa; Chordata; Actinopteri; Labriformes; Labridae
Gene: lrrc71
Product: leucine rich repeat containing 71
Exons: 16
Coding region: 110-1561 (483 amino acids)
Molecular function (GO): protein binding
Source: RefSeq, a predicted model, not a curated record
CCUAACGUGAGUUGGUUUCCAUAGUAACGCUAGUGACGCUUAGACGGAAGUCAGUACAGUGGCUCAUAUAAGUCUAGACAAGUUAUUAUUUCGGCUUUAAAGAACAACAAUGUCGAGAAAGAAACAAAAAGAGAAAACAGAGAAAGCGCAUUCUGAGGAUGAAGCCUCGAGAAACACAGGACAGACUCCAAAUGAAAAAUUGCCCACUCUGACCUUCGAUGAAUAUCACUGCUCUGGGAAUGUGCAGAUAGACUUUCCUCGUCUUUGUGCUCUUCUGGACAUAAAGGACAUCCCAGCUGUCAACACCAAGCAACACGGUUCCACCUACACAGAAAACGAAGGAGAGGACAUGGAGGUCAGCCAGUCACAGAUCAGUGCUGCACCUUGCUGGUCUAAGCCCCGCCUCCAAAUAGAGACGGAGAAUGCAGACUCCCACAGCACCAAAAACUUGAAGAUUUCUGGAUGGAAGGUAGAUGAGCAGAUUGCCAGGGUGCUACAGAAGAUACUUCCCUCCUUUAGCAGACUGCAGAGCCUUCACUUUUGGCAGGCUGGACUGACAGAUCAAACAGUAAUGUCCCUGAUAAACACAAUACCACUGUGCUCCAACCUCAGUUUUGUAACAUUGGAGGGCAACCCUCUUCCAGAGCAGAGCUACCACCUUCUUCUCUCUGAAGACAGCCUCCUGACUCACUUGUCCCUCAGAAAUAACAGUAUAGGAGACGAGGGCGCUCGUCUGAUCGGAGCGGCUCUCUCAACAACCAGAUCUGCCAACAGGAACCUCCUAUCAUUAAAUCUGUCCUUUAAUUCUAUCGGCGAUGAAGGUGCUGCACAUAUCGCACAGGGUCUGCGUCUGAACCGGGCUCUGCUCUUCCUCUCACUGUCAAACAACCAGAUAGGAGAUGCAGGAGCUGCUCCUCUGGCCCAGACAUUAGGCGAUUUUGCUCUAACUCAUGAAGAAGUCAUGGAGAGGAGGAAGCUACUUCUGGAGAGAGCGCAGUCUUCAUCUAUUGCGGCCGAUUCUGACCAAUCGCCUGCUGACCAACUUCCCUCAGAUCCCAGCAGCUCCUCACUGAGCAGCAGCAAAGGCAAAAAGAAGGAGACCAACAAAAAAGUCGAGAAACCAGCGGCCACCAAAGAGAACCCAAAGUCCAACAAGAAAUCAGCUGAUGUGAAGGUGACUCAAAAUAAAGGCGGCAAGCUUGGGGGGAAAGAGAAACAACUUCCUGUACAGGAGGUGGAGGAGACAGUGAACCCCCUGCUGGAUCAUUCAGCGCAGUACAGGGAUGGAGAGCUUAUUCUGCCUGGAAACACGACUCUUAUCUCCCUCAACCUGGCAGGAAACAGAAUCACAGAGAAGUGGCUGCCUUUGGUUCUAAAGUCACUGCAGAUGCAAAGUGUAGGAACAGGAGGAGGCAGAGGUCUGCUUCGUCUCUGUCUGCAGAGAAACACCUUCCCACCACACUCAGAGUGUUAUGUGAAGAUAAAGGAACUAAUGAAACUUGCAGAUCCACUUGAAAAAAGCAACUCUGAGCAGACAGAAGAGGAGGGACAGGAGGCCUAGUGCUCAGAGAAUGUACCUCUGCCUUUACAGAUUUCUACUAUAAAUUAUAAAAAACAUACAUUCACUUUUUUCUCUGUCUCCGU